This is a messenger RNA of Nematostella vectensis (starlet sea anemone), 2577 nucleotides long. Its product is annotated as peptidyl-prolyl cis-trans isomerase FKBP4. The transcript is spliced from 9 exons. NCBI's taxonomy places the organism in Eukaryota, Metazoa, Cnidaria, Anthozoa, Actiniaria, Edwardsiidae. Gene Ontology annotation, molecular function: protein binding; peptidyl-prolyl cis-trans isomerase activity. The record is from RefSeq and is a predicted model, not a curated record. Bases 99 to 1574 code for a protein of 491 amino acids.
CGGUUGUUAUCGCGGACCCGUCUUUUUUGACAAGGCCUUCCAUGUUUUCUCUUCCAAGAAACUUCUAACUUUUUAUCCGCUUUUUUAAUCUAGUAAUCAUGGCAUCCAAGCCUUUAGAAUCAAACGAAGAUACAGAUGCAACAAGUACCAGAGUGAUAGACGAGGAAGAAGAAUAUGGCGUAGAUAUAACCCCCAAGAAAGAUGGCGGUGUGCGAAAGAGGAUCUUGUCGGAGGGCCAUGGCGCGGAAAUGGCCAAUGUCGGAUGUACUGUUGUCGUUCGUUACGUCGGGAAGUUCUUGAAUGGAGAAGAAUUCGACUCGAAUACUGGAGGCGUGCCAUUCGAAUUUGUGCUCGGAGAAAGUGUAGUCAUUCAAGGGUGGGACAUUGGUGUAGCUACUAUGAAGAAAGGUGAAAAGGCUUUAUUGACAUGUAAACCGGAGUAUGCAUAUGGCAAACAAGGUGGUAGCAAGAUUCCACCCAACACUACUCUUCAGUUCAUCGUAGAACUACUGGAUUGGAAGGGGAUUAAUGUCACCAAUAAAGGCGAGGUUAGCAAGGUUAUCCUGGAGAAAGGUGAAGGCCACGCCCGGCCCAAUACUGGUGCUGUUGUCAAUGCACAUAUAACUGGGAGUUAUGAUGGAAAAGUGUUUGAAGAAAGAGAAGUGGAGUUCACAUUUGGUGAAGGCACUGAAGCUGGGUUGUUAGAAGGAGUUGAAGAAGCAAUUGGUAAUAUGACGAACAAGGAAAAAUCCAAAAUAUUCAUCCAACCUGGCAAAUAUGGAGUAGGGCCUGAGGGAAACCCCCAGCUAGGUUUACCACCAAACGCCUUAAUUACCUACAUCAUUGACCUGAAACAUUUUGAAAAUUUUAAAGAAGCUUGGGAAUUGUCCAAUGAUGAGAAAAUAACCACAGCAUUGAAAGUGAAAGAUAAAGGCACAAAAUUCUUUAAGGAUGGCAAGUAUAAAAUAGCUUGUCGCCAGUAUGCUGUGGUCAUCAGGGUGCUUGAGGGGUAUUUUGAUGAAGAAGAAGAAAAGGCAGUUGACCCCAUCAAAUGUGCUGGCCACCUUAACAUUGCCGCCUGUCAUCUUAAGCUUGGAAACAACUUUAAAUGCAUAAAAGCCUGUAACAAGGCACUUGACAUUGACAAAGAAAACAUUAAAGCUCUGUUUAGACGAGGCAAGGCUCUGCUCAACUUGAAGGAUUAUGAGAAAUCUAAGGAAGACUUCAUUCAGGUCCUAGAGCUAGACCCCAAGAACCGCGAGGCCCGGGAACAGCUGAAGAUAGUGAACGGAAGGCUUAAGGACCACCAUCAGAAAGAGAAGAAAUUAUACUCAAACAUUUUUGAGCGACUAGCAGAGAUGAAAGCCAAAGAGAACAAGGAUCAAGAGGCAGAGGCUGCCGAGAAGCCCGAUGUUUUCCAGCAAGCAGUGGACGAAGCUGAGAGACAAAUGGGCGACGAUGGAUCAGAAGCACAAGGUGAUGGUUUCGGGGACACAAAAAGGGCACCACCUGACGGGGCGGACAGCGACGAAGACGAGGUGAUGGCCGAGGCAAAAGGAGCAGUGAAGUGUUGACGACCAAGAACCAAUAUUGAUGUGAAGAUUUUUUACUCUAAAGCAUGAAAUGCAUGCCGGACGUACGUACGUCUGCUGGGCUCGGCUAUGAGUCACUGAUUAGUUCAUUCCGUGUGACCCGGAUAUGCGUACACGUUCCCUGUAUUUGUCCUGCUGGUGUCUGCUCACAUGGCCUGCUUGCGACUCGGGUGAGUCGCACCCAGAAUGUGACUUGGACUUGAUUAUGUUUGCAUACACACCACGUAUGACUCAGGCAAAGUUUAGACGUCUUUUUUUUUUAAUAAGCCUUUCAAAUAUAAAAUCAUGCAAAUGGAGACGACCAACUAUUUGUACAUUCUGUACAUGCCCUCAUUGGACUCUAAACGUGUUCACUAGCGCCGCGUAAACUGGUAAAAAAAAUCACUGUAUUUUAAACAUAAGGAAAAGUGGAAAAGGUCUUAAAUAAUCGUGUUUUUAGGCUUAAACUUUAUUUGGUAUUGUGAUGUUACUAGUAAUGUGUUCUUUUUCUAUAUUCAAACUUGAAAUUGGAUAAUAAACAUUUCUAAGAGACCGACCAUUUUAAAUCUGACGGGGAGAUUUUUUUAUUAGCGGCUUAAUGUUAGGUUGCUCGAUGAUUAUUUCAAUACUUUUUGUUUGUUUUUAUUCGACAUAUUAUUGCUUGCCUAUUAGUAUUUGUAUUUAUUAUAGGAUGAUAGGGUUCAUCACGGAAGAUGAAAAACGGUGACCAAACCUAUUUGAAAGGCUUGACAGAAGUUUUUCUUAGAAGUAUUUUAUAUCGAUAUUUCUGUAAACCCUGAGCAGAGCUUUCUGUGUCGUUCUUUCACUUUGUUGAUGUGGAGCAAAGUAAACGAGCGACACAGAAAGCUCUGCACAGGAGGGUAAAAUGUAUAUAAUAAACAAAUGAUAGACGAUUACUAUAUAUAACAAGGGAUGUGUGUAAGAACAAAUAACAUCUUGUAUAACAAGGUAAUUUUAUGUAUCCAAUAAAAAACUUGUACCUCAA